Alligator sinensis (Chinese alligator) is the source of this 3257-nucleotide messenger RNA. RefSeq names its product SET domain containing 3 (gene SETD3). Bases 160 to 1191 code for a protein of 343 amino acids. Lineage: Eukaryota; Metazoa; Chordata; Crocodylia; Alligatoridae. The transcript is spliced from 7 exons. Gene Ontology annotation, biological process: positive regulation of transcription by RNA polymerase II; peptidyl-lysine dimethylation; actin modification. The record is from RefSeq and is a predicted model, not a curated record. Gene Ontology annotation, molecular function: histone H3K4 methyltransferase activity; protein-L-histidine N-tele-methyltransferase activity; transcription coactivator activity.
CAGACUGAUUUCUGAUUUUUUUUUUUUCUCUUUUCACUUCUUCUUUUUUUCUUUUUUUUUUUUUUAACUUCUAUUUUCCAGACCCAUCCUAAUGCCAGCAAACUGCCUUUAAAGGAUUCUUUCACUUAUGAUGACUACAGAUGGGCGGUUUCCUCUGUUAUGACACGACAAAAUCAGAUACCAACUGAAGAUGGUUCUCGAGUUACCCUGGCUCUGAUUCCUUUAUGGGACAUGUGUAAUCAUACCAAUGGUCUGAUCACUACUGGUUACAAUUUAGAAGAUGACCGAUGUGAAUGUGUAGCACUUCAGGAUUUCAAAGCUGGAGAGCAGAUUUACAUUUUUUAUGGCACUCGGUCAAAUGCAGAGUUUGUGAUCCACAGUGGUUUUUUCUUUGAUAAUAAUUCACAUGACAGAGUGAAAAUAAAGCUUGGAGUGAGUAAAAGUGACAGGCUGUAUGCUAUGAAGGCUGAGGUUUUAGCUCGUGCCGGCAUCCCAACUUCAAGCGUUUUUGCCUUGCACGCUACUGAGCCUCCAAUUUCUGCCCAGCUUUUGGCUUUCCUUCGAGUGUUUUGUAUGAGUGAAGAAGAGCUGAAAGAGCACUUGAUAGGAGAACAUGCAAUUGACAAAAUCUUCACUCUGGGCAACUCUGAAUUUCCAGUUAGCUGGGACAACGAGGUUAAACUUUGGACAUUCCUUGAAGCUAGAGCAUCCCUUCUUUUGAAAACCUACAAAACCACUGUGGAGGAUGACAAGUCCUUCCUGGAGACCCAUGACCUUACUCCUCAUGCGACAAUGGCUAUCAAAUUGCGCUUGGGUGAAAAAGAGAUUUUGGAGAAAGCAGUAAAGAGCGCAGCUGCCAACAGAGAGUACUAUAACAAACAAAUGGCAGAUGGAAACCCCCUUCCAAAAUAUGAAGAGAGCAAUAUAGCCUUGCUAGAGAACACUGUGGCUGACUCUAGACUCCCAAUUGUCUUGAGAAACCUAGAGGAAGAAGCAGAGGAGCAAGGGAACUUAAAGAUUGGUGAAGCCAUUGAUGCAGAAGUCACAGAGAAUGGGUUUGUAAAUGGUGAAAACUCUCUACUUAAUGGGACCAAAUCAGAAAAUGAAAAUCUAAAUCAAGAAGAAAGUAACAGAGAGACUGAAGAUGCCAAAGAAUCUUCUUCAGACAGCACUGAUGAGGUUAAAGAAUAGAGAGAAUAUAAAGUUUGACUUUAUUGUGAAAUUAAAAUUAGCCGAAGUUUAUGAACAGUGCAUUUACAUUGGUGUGUUUCUUUGUUAACAUUUCUCUUUCUGCAGAGGAAAAAUGUUUUUGCUGCUUUAUAUAAGAAAAAAUGAUUUUUUUUUAAGUUAUUUAAAAAAUUUAGCAUCCUUUUUCAAUUAAGAUUGCCAUCUUGCUUUCAGGCAAAACCUGGGGAAAGAGGUGCCUUUGGAAGAUUUUGCAGCCCUUUGUGGAACAAAUGUAUUUUCUUCCUGGGGAAGAAUUAAGCUCUUCUAUCUGCUGUGCUUUUGUUGUUCUGUCACUCUGACUACCGAAAUUAAAAGCUUGCUCUGCCUCCUGCCAAGAAAAGCAGAAGGCAGGACUGACUCGGUAUUCAGCAUGAAGGUGGGAGAGCAGUACAGCAGAAAACUGGAUAAGAGGAUCAGAAACUUGGGAGACUGGAAGAAAACCUGUUUAAAAUCAGGUGCACCAGUCCAAAAAAAGGUAAGGUGGCAACCUUAUUUUCAAUAGUUUUAAAUGUUGAUGAGAAUCCUAAAAACACACUUACAGUGAUUUCUGAGGAUUUCCGUUUCCUUUUUUAUGUUUUGUUUUUACUAUAUUAAGAACAUUUCAUCUUUCUUCCUUAAAUCAAAGUUAGGCUACUACAGUACAACAUCCACCUAAUUUUAAAGGCUGACUUUUUUUUUUCUUUUAAAGCGAUACUUUUUUAUUUACAACGGAGGUGGAAAUGGAGAAGUUGAAAGCAGAUAGGCCAAGCCACAGCUUUAAUCUGUGUUGUUCAGUAGGGUCAGGUCUCAGCUUCUUCAGGUUUUCACAGUUAGCUGGAGAUUUUCAAAGCUAAUUUUUUGACUGAACCAUUAUUAAAAGUAAAAUAUGAUUUAAUAUUCCUGUCUGCUAUUCUUUCAUUUUAUGUAGUUGGAUAUAACGCUGAAUGUGACAACAGUUAGCUUACCUUAUUUUGAACUUUAUCUUUUCAUUGAAAUAUAUUUGCUACUGUUUUCCUAAAGGAAGAAGAGUGAGCAAUACUGUUUUUUUUUUUUGGUUUGGGGCAGACCAAAACCAAGUUUGCUGCAUGUGUUCCCACUUAUACUGUGUAGCAAUCUGAGGCACACAUCUUGGCUUACCAAUACAGUGCCAAUUAAGUCUGUUAUCCAGCAGUGUUGGUUGUCCCUCUCCUCCAUAUAGUAAAUUCUGUGUAAAAAUUAUUCCAGCAUUAUAGUACAAUACCAAAAUGACCGUAGUUUCAAGGCUUGGCUUUGAAAUGGCCUAUUUUAAUAUGCAGCUUAAUUCUUUUGCUCAAUUUUUAAGAACUUUCCCACCUAACAAAACUAUCUUUUAAAAGUUCUAAGGAAUGGAAAGACUGGGCAAAGUAUGGAUAACUGUUUAAACUUAAAAAUAGCAACUUACUCAUCUAGGACUGGUGGCAGUAAAAUGCCAGUGGACAUAUUUAUUGUCUUAUUUAUUAGAUUUUUGCUUCUUUUACAAUUACAACUUGGAAAAAUGUGCUUUUGCAUAAAUCUUUGGUGCAAUACACAUGACAAGUAGUGACUUCCAUAUUGCCAUAGCAACUUCGGUGUUCAACUACGAUUAAAAAAAAGUUAAAUAGCUUUUUCUAAAUAUUUCACUGAGAAUGGUGUUUGGCCAUUACACAUGGGAUAUUGUUUUCCCAUUAACUAGAGGCUGGACCAAUAUUUUUGUAACUAUAUGCUGCCUGUAGGUAGAAUAGUAUGUAUUUUCAUCCUGACAGUUUAAAUGUCAUGUAAGUCACCACUCUUCAGGUUUUUUUUAUUAGAAACAAUAUUCAUCCACUUCUGCUUCUGCCAGUUGCAUUGCACAUAUAUCAAAGAAGGUGAGAUGAUAACACCCAACAACAACUUGUGUUACCUGAGCAUUAUAACUGUAAUCCAAAAUUUAAAUGAUUUGGUUUGAUACACUGUAUUCUGUUUCAAUGUUUGCUGUUAUCUAUGGCUUAGCAAACUCUGGUAACCACAGGAUAGAUCGUGUGGGUUUUCUUGAAUAAACUUAGUUCUACAGUGUC